AGCCCUGUUGUCAGCUUAAUUGUCGGUCCCGACCAUCGUCUCUUUGUUGCCCACGAAGAUGUACUCGCCCGGGCUACUUUCUUUGAUGCUGUACUUGAGGAUCAGUUGAUCGAGAACAACUUGAACAAAGUGGUGGCUCUACCAGACGAGGACCCAGAAAUCGUCUCCUGCAUCCUCGAGUUCCUUUACAAGGGCGACUACUACCCGCGCCUCCUACGCAGGGAAGGUCCUGAAUCUCCUGGCACGUAUGCUAGUGAUGAUCCCCUGGCUCCCGGCCCCAACACUUCCCCCACUGCAACCUUCUACCACCAUCGCGCGGGGCUCAUCCUCCGCGACACGGCCAUCUACUGCGCCGCCGAGCACUACGGGCUUCCCGAGGGCCUCAAGCGUCUGGCCUUGCGCAAGCAGGGUCUGAGGGUUGGGGUCCCUGUAGAUGUGAUCCUGCGCUCCGCGCGCUUCACCUACGAGCAUACGCCCGAGUCGGAGGACCGGCUGCGCGCGCGGUAUCUGGCGAUGAUCAUCCGGUCGCGGGCGGUGUUCAAGGCCAGCGGGACCAUGCAGUUGGAGAUGGAGCGGGGCCAUCCGUUCUUUUUUGAUUUGUUUGUCGCUAUGUGUAAUCAUGUGGAUGAUUUGGAGGAGAGGGUGAAGUUGGCUGAGGUGAGUUUUGCAUAG
Molecule: messenger RNA, 672 nt
Organism: Aspergillus saccharolyticus JOP 1030-1
Lineage: Eukaryota; Fungi; Ascomycota; Eurotiomycetes; Eurotiales; Aspergillaceae
Exons: 3
Molecular function (GO): protein binding
Source: RefSeq, a predicted model, not a curated record